Molecule: messenger RNA, 342 nt
Organism: Bacidia gigantensis
Lineage: Eukaryota; Fungi; Ascomycota; Lecanoromycetes; Lecanorales; Ramalinaceae
Exons: 2
Coding region: 1-342 (113 amino acids)
Source: RefSeq, a predicted model, not a curated record
AUGCCCGGCAAGAACAUCACACCUGAAGACAAAAAGUACCCUUGGUCCGGCUGGGAGUUCGCCGACUCGGACGAAGAAGAAAUCAACAACGUAGAUAGGCUCUGGAAUGGGCCCCUUCCGUCGCAACCUGCCGUGCCAGAAUCGCAAGCUACAAUUGCAAAAACCAAACCAUCAAGCAAUGACAGCGCGAUGGCUUCCAAACCAGCGUCAAACCAAGACGUGACCAAAGAGAAGGACAAGAAGACGAAUGAAAAAGAGGCAAAGGAAGCUGUUGAACGUGAUGCGGCAUCCAGCAAACCCCCUACCGCCGAGAAGAAAGAUGACAAGAAAGCAAAGGCAUGA